AUUGUCCAUUGUGUAAUGCAAAUCCCCAAAAUUUUAGUCCCGUUUUUUUUUCUUGUAAAACUUGUAAAAGUUUCAGACUUUUUAAGCUUUCUGGUUAAUGGGUAUCUAUCAAUCAUCUCACUUUUUUCAUAUAUAUAUUUCAUUAAACAAAUGAUUGAACAAGUAGAUUUUUUAAUUUUUCAUUUGUUUUCUUUCUUGAUCUUUUGCAAUUUUGGAUUAUGCUCUCAUGUUUCUAGUAAUAUACUUUGUGUUAUAUAUAUUGAAUUAAUAUUCUUUUACGCGGAAGUGUUAUUUUUUUUUUCUUCCACUGCCCACAAGGCAUUGAUUCUCUCUUUCUCUCUCUCUCUCUAUCUCUCUCUCUCCUCUGUGUAGUUUUGCAGCUAGCUCUGCUCUGGUUUUGAUUUUGAUUCCUUGUGUUCCCAAAAAGAUUUAUUUCUUUUGUUUUUUAUAAAGGAAAAAAGAAGAAAUUGAUUUCAUCUUUCCAUGGAUGCCUUCUCUUAGUAGUAUUAGUUUUUUUUGUGUGUGUGUGUGUGUAGCUGUUGUACACAUUUAACAUCCCAUAGUUAAUGAUUCAGAUUCACAUCUCUUUUCUUUUUAUUCCCCCCUUCCCUCUCACCAUCACACCUCCAUAUUUUGCUCUAUAAAUACACAUUUCCCCUCCCUUACCUUCUUAUAUUAUAUUUUCCUUCAUUGUGUGUGUUGUUUUGAUAUUUCAAGUUCUCUCUACCAAAGUCUGCAAAGUUUGAACAACAAUGAGCUAUUCUCAUCAAAGCAUGGGUUCUGGUAGUAGAAGUACAAGGGGAUAUGAGUUUGGAAGGACUUAUGUUGUGAGGCCUAAAGGAAAGCACCAAGCUACUAUUGUUUGGUUGCACGGUCUUGGAGACAAUGGCUCUAGCUCGUCUCAGCUCUUAGAGAGCCUACCUCUUCCAAACAUAAAAUGGAUUUGUCCAACUGCUCCUUCGCGUCCUGUUUCGCUUCUUGGUGGAUUCCCUUGCACUGCUUGGUUUGACGUGGGAGAAAUUUCUGAGGAUCUUCAUGAUGACAUAGAAGGCUUAGAUGCUUCAGCUGCACAUAUUGCUAACCUCUUGUCAACUGAACCAACAGAUGUCAAAGUUGGGAUAGGAGGCUUUAGUAUGGGUGCAGCAAUAGCUCUCUAUUCCACGACGUGCUAUGCUCUUGGACGUUAUGGAAAUGGACAUCCUUAUACUAUAAACCUACGAGCAACUGUAGGACUUAGUGGUUGGCUUCCUGGUUGGAGGAGCUUAAGGAGCAAGAUAGAAAGUUCGAAUGAGGUUGCAAGACGUGCUGCAUCAAUGCCAAUCAUACUUGCACAUGGAACUUCGGAUGAUGUAGUGCCUUAUCAAUUUGGAGAAAAAUCUGCUCAAACACUUGCCAUGGCUGGAUUCCGACAAGUUAUGUUCAAACCAUAUGAAGGGCUUGGUCACUAUACAGUUCCUAAAGAAAUGAAUGAGGUGGUUCACUGGCUCGCCUCAAGGCUUGGUCUCGAGGGCUCGCGUUAAACUCUGCACGCCAUCUUCUAAGUCAUCUAGUAGCGGCGCUAUUAUACAA
This is a messenger RNA of Camelina sativa (false flax), 1569 nucleotides long. RefSeq lists its product as uncharacterized. Gene Ontology annotation, molecular function: hydrolase activity. Lineage: Eukaryota; Viridiplantae; Streptophyta; Magnoliopsida; Brassicales; Brassicaceae. The record is from RefSeq and is a predicted model, not a curated record.